This is a messenger RNA of Elephantulus edwardii (Cape elephant shrew), 2244 nucleotides long. RefSeq names its product raftlin, lipid raft linker 1 (gene RFTN1). NCBI's taxonomy places the organism in Eukaryota, Metazoa, Chordata, Mammalia, Macroscelidea, Macroscelididae. The record is from RefSeq and is a predicted model, not a curated record. The transcript is spliced from 12 exons. Bases 4 to 2244 code for a protein of 746 amino acids.
GAGAUGGGUUGCGGCUUGAACAAGUUAGAGAAACGGGAUGAGAAGCGGCCUGGGAAUAUUUAUUCAACGCUAAAGAGGCCCCAGGUGGAGACCAAGAUCGACGUGGCCUAUGAGUACCGCUUCCUGGAGUUCACCACCCUGAGUGCCGCGGAGCUGCCCCGGUCCUCGGCCGUGAGGCUGGCCUCCCUGCGGGACCUGCCCACCCAGCUCCAGGAGCUCUACCAGCAGGGCUUCUCGCUGGCCACCCUGCACCCCUUCGUGCAGCCCACCCAGGAAUGGGGGAGGACACCCCUGGAGCACAUCUUCAGGGCCAUCCUGGUCAGGAAGACCGAGAGGUCUCAGAAAGCUGACCCUCCCAGCGAAGGGUACAUCUUGGAGUUAGAUUGCUGUUCCUCCCCAGGCCCCCUGACAGAGCAGAAGGUCAUCCCAGAGUUCAUCAAGAAGGACGAAGGUGAGAUGUUUCUAGGCACACCACUGGCCUGGUGUUUGGAUAUGUGGCGUGGCCACAUCCGCUGUGAGUGCACCCGUGUUUACCAGGAGCUGGGGCUCUGUCUGCAGCCUUGGGGCGAGGUGCCAGAUGUGUCCCUCAGAACUUCAGAGGGAGCUCUGAUGAUCCAGGAGGCCGCCAGCCAAGGCCUGAAGUUCGUUGGGGUCAUUCCCCAGUACCGCUCCCCUGGGAACUUGACCGGUGGCCCUCGGACGCCCACUGCCAACAGUGCCUCGGACCCGAGAGAUGUGAGCGACACUCCUGGCCUUUGUGGGGACAGCACCACGAGGGGUCCCCAGAGCCCAGGGCCUGUGGAAGUGGACAGCACGCAGACAGGGACGGACAAAGGACCAGAGCCCGAGCAGGAUCCCCAAGGGUGUGCUCCGGCCGCCGAGCAGCCUGACCUGUCCUCGGAGGGAGACGGUGACGGAUGCUUAUCCCCUCAGAUGAGUGCGGCCCUGGAUGGCCGGGACGGCGGCCCACCGGACGGAUGUGACACGUCACUCUUGUCGGGCCUGGAGCUCUUCACGCUGUUCAACAAGCCCAGGAACCAGCAGAGGUGUCGCCAGUACUACCCCGUCACCAUCCCUCUGCGGGUGUCCAGGACCGGUCAGUCUGUGAGCAGCGUGGACGCCAACUGGCUGGAGCACAUGAGUGACCACUUCCGGAAAGGGGGCGUGCUGGUCAACGUGGUCUCCCACCUCAGCAUGGUCAACGAUUCCAUCCACGGCCUGACAGAUGGAGUCUUCAUCUUCGAAGCCGUGUCCACUGAGGACAACAAGACCGUGCAGGGUUAUGAUGCCAUUGUGGUGGAGCAGUGGACAGUCCUGGAGGGCACCGAGGUGCAGACUGACUACGUGCCCCUGCUGAACUCACUGGCCGCCUAUGGCUGGCAGCUCACCUGUGUCCUCCCGACCCCCGUCGUCAGGACGACCAGGGAGGGGAACGUGUCCACCAAGCAGAUUGUAUUUCUCCAGAGACCGUGUCUGCCUCAGAAACUGAAGAAGAAGGAGUCAAAGUUCCAGUGGCGAUUCUCCCGAGAGGAGCUACGUAGCAGGAGGCUGAGGAAGUCCAGAGGCCGGUCCAGUGCUGGAGGCCGACGCCGCGCGGAGGAGACCGAGAAGGGCUUGGAGGACCCGCUUCCCAAGCCUGGGGGUGGGGACCAGCGCCCGGGAGCUGAUGGGGAGCAGGUUGGGGGCCAUGUCCCCGAGAGCAGGGUGGACAAGCCAGGUCCUGAGGGUGGGCUGGCAGGGGGCACCGUGCACAAUGGCCCGGCCACCCUCAGCAGGGACCCCGGCAGGGCGGAGACACGCCGGCCCUGCCGCCUCGGGCCCUGCCUGGUGACUUUCAACACCUGGGGAGUCCUGGCCACCUUUCACCUAAACCCUCAGACCCUGCCAUUCGGCCGAGAGUGCCUGGGAGGAGGUGCCCGCCUCCCACAGGUGCUGGAUGCGCUGCUCUCGCAGAGGGCCGAGGACAAAGUCUCAGUAUCCAUGCCAAAAAUUUGGCUGAGGCCAGGCUGGCACACGGGCCUGGAGGAGCCAGAGCCAUUGCUUGGGAUCACACCGGGCUGCAGGGCCCGCGUGCUGGUGGACGGAGGGCCCAUGUCCUCACACCGGGCUGCAGGGCCCGUGUCCUCACACCGGGCUGCAGGGCCCAUGUGCUGGUGGACGGAGGGCCCGUGUGCUGGUGACAGAGGGACUGUGUCCUCACACCGGGCUGCAGGGCCCACGUGCUGGUGGACGGAAGGCCUGUGA